Messenger RNA from Gastrolobium bilobum, 1271 nucleotides. RefSeq names its product probable protein S-acyltransferase 15. Lineage: Eukaryota; Viridiplantae; Streptophyta; Magnoliopsida; Fabales; Fabaceae. The coding region runs from base 7 to 834 and encodes 275 amino acids. The transcript has 7 exons. The record is from RefSeq and is a predicted model, not a curated record. Gene Ontology annotation, molecular function: palmitoyltransferase activity.
AAUGCCAUGGUGAUGAAGGGGAAAAGGUUUCUAUCUCUGCCUGUGUUGGCAGUGUUGUUGUCGAUGUUUUUUGUGUAUUACACGACAAUUUUCGUCUUCCUCGAUGAUUGGGUCGGUUUGCAGAGCUCCCCUGGCACUUUGAAUUUCUCCAUCUUCACUGUUUUUGCUUCUCUGUGUCUCUUCUCUUUCUUUGUUUGCGUUUUCACAGACCCUGGUCGUGUCCCUUCUUCCUAUGUCCCUGAUGUUGAAGCCAGGACCCAUGACUUCGCUAAAGAUCGUGCAGAAGGGAAGAAAUGUGACAAGUGCUUUGCAUACAAGCCUCCAAGGACUCAUCAUUGUCGAGUAUGCAGAAGGUGUAUCCUGAAAAUGGAUCAUCACUGCUUGUGGAUAAAUAAUUGUGUUGGUUAUUGGAAUUAUAAGGCUUUUUUUGCUUUUACAUUAUAUGCCUCCGUAGCAAGUGCAUAUUCUACGGUCCUAUUUAUAAGCUGUGUACUUCAGAAGGACUGGGAACCCAUUAAAGGGAGUUCUCUUAAGCUCUUUUAUGUCAUGUAUGGAUUGAUGGUGGUGGCCUUGACCAUAACGCUUUCGACUCUCUCUGGGUGGCAUGUCUACCUUAUACUUCAUAAUAUGUCAACCAUAGAGUAUUAUGAAGGCAAUCGGGCAAAAUGGCUGGCUAUGAAAUCUGGGCAGAGUUACCGGCAUCCAUUCAACAUUGGUGCAUACAAGAACAUUACUUUGAUUUUAGGUCCAAAUAUGCUGAAAUGGUUAUGUCCCACGGCUGUAAGCCAUCUGAAGGAUGGAGUUAGCUUCCCGACAUCGCGUGAUAAUUCUUAAACCUUUCUUGUCUGGCCAAGUCCUGGAUCAACAGCAGGUCAUGCCUGUUUGUCUUGAAAUGAGGAAUUAAGAGCUCCUUCAUCAGAGUUUGAUACUCAGACAAAAGUUGAAAGAGAAAACGCAAUGGAUCCUUUAUGCAAGCUUUUAAAAGUAAGCUUUCGUGAUGCAUUGUAGAUCUCUUCACCAAAAAUGAUUGAAUGUUGGUCUUUAACCAGCUAGGCUCCAUCCUAGAUUGAUGAAAAUGGAAACUUUAUUUAGAAGUCUUGUAAAUCAGGUAAUACAUUUUUUCUUUGAUUUUAUUCCUUACAACAUAUUUCAGUUUUGGCACAUAUUUAGAAUAAUUGCAUUUAUGUCACAAAGGCCUUUUCAUAGUGUUAAUGGAGAGUUUCUAGAUAUUUUCGUUCGGAGGUUCAGCCAUACUGGUUGCAAUAUCUUUU